AUGAAGAAGAAGCAGCAGCAGCAGCAUCCCGGCGGCGGCGGCGCGGAUCCCUGGCCCCAUGGGGCCCCUCUGGGGGGCGCCCCGCCCGGCCUGGGCAGCUGGAAGCGCUGGGUCUCCCUGCUGCCUUUCCUGCGCUUCUCCCUCCGGGACUACGGUUUCUGCAUGGCCACCCUGCUGGUCUUCUGCCUGGGCUCCCUCUUCUAUCAGCUCGGCGGGGGACCCCCGCGCUUCCUGCUCGACCUGCGGCAGUAUUUGGGAAAUUCCACUUAUUUGGACGACCAUGGACCACCUCCUAGUAAGGUGCUCCCUUUCCCAAGCCAGGUGGUGUACAACAGGGUGGGCAAGUGCGGGAGUCGGACCGUGGUCUUGCUUCUGAGAAUCUUGUCGGAGAAGCACGGAUUCAAUUUGGUCACGUCAGACAUUCACAACAAAACCAGGCUCACUAAAAGUGAACAAAUGGAACUGAUUAAAAAUAUAAGUACUGCCGAACAGCCCUAUUUAUUCACUCGACAUGUUCACUUCCUCAACUUCUCAAGGUUCGGAGGAGACCAGCCCGUCUACAUCAACAUCAUUAGAGACCCCGUCAACCGGUUCUUAUCUAACUACUUUUUCCGUCGAUUUGGAGACUGGCGAGGGGAACAGAACCACAUGAUCCGCACCCCCAGCAUGAGGCAGGAGGAGCGCUACCUGGAUAUCAAUGAGUGUAUUCUUGAAAACUAUCCCGAGUGUUCCAACCCCAGGUUAUUUUACAUCAUUCCGUAUUUUUGCGGACAGCAUCCCAGAUGCAGGGAGCCUGGCGAAUGGGCCCUUGAAAGAGCAAAACUGAACGUGAACGAAAACUUCCUGCUCGUGGGGAUUCUGGAAGAGUUGGAAGAUGUGCUGCUUUUACUGGAAAGGUUUUUACCUCAUUACUUCAAGGGCGUGCUCAGUAUCUACAAAGACCCAGAGCAUAGGAAGCUUGGGAACAUGACUGUGACCGUGAAGAAGACUGUCCCCUCUCCUGAGGCCGUGCAGAUUCUCUACCAGCGGAUGAGAUACGAGUACGAGUUCUACCACUACGUCAAGGAGCAGUUCCACCUGCUGAAGCGCAAGUUCGGACUCAAGUCUCGUGCCAGCCACCCCCCGCUGAGACCCCAGUUCUUUAUUCCAUCGCCACUGGAAACCGAGGAGCCGAUCGACGAUGAGGAACAGGACGACGAGAAGUGGCUCGAAGAUAUUUAUAAGAGAAACCAACAAGUCUCUCUAGAAUUUUUUCUUCGUUCCCUAAAAUUGGACAGUAGCCAAGAUAUAAAGCAAGUCAUUUGGAACCUGUCAAGUGUGCACUAAAGCUACUUUAUCAUGAGCUGUAUUGAGAAGGCUCCACCCCGCGGGAGGCCAGCGAAGGCUGGGACCACAAAGGCACAGAGUCCAGCAGUUGACCACUUGUGGGCCUCCUUUCUGCCUCAGAGAACUGGGGCCGGGAAGUGAUGAAGGGGAAUGUUCUUAGAAGAGGAAAUAUCCUUUGUCCUGUUGAGAGAGAGCAGGGCCCUACCGGUAGGCUUACUGUAAAAAUCCACCCGAGAGCAGCAAUCAUAUUCAGAAUAAGAGCAGGAGCUGCUGCUUGGGACCUAUGGUGAGUCAUUUCUUUGAAAUCGCAUGGAAAGAAUGAUGGUUGAUCGACGCACUGUGCAAUCGCAGUAUCUGAAACUAAGGCUGGCUAAGUGUUCUCUGCUGUCGUCUGAACAUCAGGAUGAUCGGUCAUUGACAGAGGCAUCCUCUUAGUGCAGGUUCACAGAAGCACUUCUCCUUGUGUGUUCAGAGGCAUUUCUUGUCAGCAGUGGUCGCUGUAACAUCACAUCGAGAGCUGCUGAUGGACCGACUUACAGGACCUUCAUGUAAUUUUGUCCCAACCAACAGCCUCCAGGUCCUAAAAGUCGAGGCACUUCAUCAGCUUCUUUGGCACACGUGACAACAUGUCUUUGGCCCUGAGCCCAACACAGUUUGUACUUCAUGAAAUAUAUUGUACAUUUUACAUAGUUUAAUUUAAAAAAUACAUUUUAAGCUGGUUGA
This is a messenger RNA of Phacochoerus africanus (Common warthog), 2049 nucleotides long. It is a transcript of the gene UST, whose product is annotated as uronyl 2-sulfotransferase. Bases 1 to 1326 code for a protein of 441 amino acids. Gene Ontology annotation, cellular component: membrane. NCBI's taxonomy places the organism in Eukaryota, Metazoa, Chordata, Mammalia, Artiodactyla, Suidae. The transcript is spliced from 9 exons. Gene Ontology annotation, molecular function: sulfotransferase activity. The record is from RefSeq and is a predicted model, not a curated record.